AUGUAUAACAAAACUGGUUCAAAGCAACCGGCUGCACCCCCCCUGGCGGCCUCCUCCGGGGGGGGGGGGGAGAGAGAUACACACAGACAUGCCCAAAGUCAACUCGAAUCUGCAUCACCGAAGAACGCUUGCGAUCGAAUGACGUCGGUUAGUGAACGGAGUCACGGCAUUAGCCUCCACCGCAGUUCAGGUCAGGGCUCUGGACCAUGGCCACGAAAGAAAAAAGCCCCACAAGUCGUACGGCGGCCUGUUUCUGACAGGGCGACCUCAGUCACAGUGGCAAACAAGGAUAUGGGUAUCUCACCAAUCGUAGCAUCUCAUUACAACAUGGACCCUACGCUGAGAGACGACUCACAGGCAACUCUCGUCACUUCGUGCACUGAUCUCGUUUCAACAGCCUCUGAAAUCACACAUGGGUACAACAGUGAUCCACACAAUCUUUCUGCACUAAGUGAGUCCACAAAUUGUUCCGAAUGUUGGCCAAUGACUCUAUGA
Messenger RNA from Dicrocoelium dendriticum, 495 nucleotides. The record is from the annotation of a GenBank genome assembly. Lineage: Eukaryota; Metazoa; Platyhelminthes; Trematoda; Plagiorchiida; Dicrocoeliidae.